AUGUCAAAGGAACUCAGACGCCUCCUCGCCGACCCCGCUUUCCUGAGAUCGAUUCAUAUCACGACGUCUACCACCAUCCCUGCCCCUCCGUCGUCAUCUGCCAGUGCCACCGCAGCCUCCCACGAAGACGCCAUCACCGGCGGCUCGAACCACCUUCUCCACCUCAUCCUUCUCGAGCUUGCGCCUGCCUUUGUCCACGUGGUGUCCCUGAAGGGCGACUUCUUGUACGUGGGUCCUAGCGUGCGCAGGGUCCUGGGGUACGAGCCCGAGGAGAUGGUCGGUACCUCGAUCUCGAAAUAUGCGCACCCCGAGGAUGUUGUCCCUCUCAUGCGCGAGCUCAAGGAGAGCAGUGCGAUGGGGACGGCGGUGCCGACUACGGCCAACGGGGAGUUUAGCCAUGCUGCACCACACUCCGCAGGCAAGCCCCGCUCGGUCGACCUGCUCUUCAGGGCAAAGACGAAGAUGGGCCGGUACGUGUGGGUCGAGUGCCGUGGGCGCCUGCACGUCGAGCCGGGAAAGGGCCGCAAGGCGAUCAUACUCAGCGGCCGGGCGCGGGAGAUGAUGAACCUCAAGUGGGAGGACGUCAAUCGGGCGGGCGGGCUGGCGAAAGGCGUCCGCGUUCGUGUCCCGCCGGCAGCGCUGCAGGUGCAGGAGGUGAAGCCCAAGGACGGCAAGCAGCACCAGCAGCAGGCGUGGCGCACGGUCGACCAGGAGGUGUGGGGUAUGCUGAGCGGCGAGGGCAAGGAGACGAUGGUGUUCGCGUCGGUAGGGAGGGGCGUCGAGGACGUGCUGGGGUGGACGGAGGCGGAGCUCCUGGGCCGCAGCGUGCUUGAGGUGGUGUUGGACGAGGGGGCGGCGAAUGUUAUUGGGGGAUUCGUCGCGACGAUGAGGGCGUACCAGAAGCAGCAGCGCCUGCCGUCCCUCCGCGCGCUGGGCCUCGCGGACGCGGGGAGAGUGAAGAAGGUCAGGGCGCCGUUGAGGAGGAAGGACGGCGGUGUGGCGGACGUGUGGUUCAUUGUGUAUCGUGCGGACCCGGACACGGAGGAGAACGAGGAGAGUGGGAGUGGGAGCGGGGGGAUGGUGGAUGAGAGGAGGGAGAGGGAGAUGACGAUCGCCCCGGCGCCGUUGGUGUACCAGAUCAGGCUGGUGGACGCUGCGACGGUCGUGGCGGGCGCGGACUCGGUGGUUUCGCUCCCGUCGAUGGCCAAGUCUGCUGCCAGUGCCUCACCCGCGAACCGUCCCUCCCCUUCCUCCUCUACCACCUCGUCGUCGUCGUCGUCGCUGGCGGGCGCGGUUCAGCCGUCGCCCCUAUCACCCAUUUCCCCAUCGUCGACGAUGGCCGCGUCUCCACCAUCAACGACAGCUGCGACUUCGUCGACUGCGACGACUAUGCCCUCGGUGGACAUGUUUGAAGAGCUGGCGAUUGCGAAAGGCUCGAGCUGGCAGUACGAGCUGCAGCAGCUAAGGUUCGCGAAUGUGAGGUUGCAGGAGGAGCUUUCGGCGCUCGAGGCGGCGGAGGCGGGCGGUGCAGGUGCAGGUGCAGGUGGUGCAGAGGCGAGCGUCUCUCCUCCACGCAGGGUGUCGGAUCCCCCACCGCCUGUCUCGACAGUGCAGCCGCAAGACAUGGAUAUGGGCAUCCCGUCGCCGCCGACGGGCUACUCACCGACGGGCUAUUCGUACGCCGAUGCAUCAUCGUCGUUCGCUGCGUACAUGGACCAAACCCUUCCCUCGCCGCAUCUAUUUAUGCAACGCGCUCCUCUGCCACCGCCCCAACAACAGCACCAGCAGCCACCAUUAUCACACCAAUAUCCCCCUCCUCCACUGCCCCCACCAACGACGACGGCCUACGCCCCUCAGCACCAACAAAUCCAGUCGCACUCGCAGUCGCCCUACUCCAUACAGGCCAUGCCCGGCGUCGCUCCUCUUCCAAGCCUACAGCGCCAACACCAGCUGCCAUUACCUCAACAACAACGGCGGCUCCCGCAGCGCGCUGUCCCUCCCCUUCCGCGGCACCAGCAUAGUAUGCCAAUGGCGCCGCUGCCGAUGGUGCAGCAGGAUUGGAACGGGGUGAUGACGACGGCGCCUCUCGGGUCGGUCUCGGGGUAUGUGGGUGUCAAUAGUGGAUCGGGGUUGAAGAGACCAUGGGAUGCUGUUGAGCCCUAA
This is a messenger RNA of Cyclocybe aegerita, 2163 nucleotides long. The record is from the annotation of a GenBank genome assembly. Lineage: Eukaryota; Fungi; Basidiomycota; Agaricomycetes; Agaricales; Hemipholiotaceae.